Messenger RNA from Ahaetulla prasina, 8379 nucleotides. RefSeq names its product carbohydrate sulfotransferase 13 (gene CHST13). NCBI's taxonomy places the organism in Eukaryota, Metazoa, Chordata, Lepidosauria, Squamata, Colubridae. Gene Ontology annotation, cellular component: membrane. The coding region runs from base 191 to 1213 and encodes 340 amino acids. The record is from RefSeq and is a predicted model, not a curated record. Gene Ontology annotation, biological process: carbohydrate biosynthetic process; proteoglycan biosynthetic process. Gene Ontology annotation, molecular function: sulfotransferase activity. The transcript has 3 exons.
UUGGCCCAGGGGAGCUUUUGGGCUUGCGAGCCAAGAGGCGGUGGAAGCGGCUGAGCCUGAGCUGCCAACCGCUGAGAGCGGAGCCGGACAAGCCUGGCCAUGAGGAAGAGCUGGCGUCGCUCCUCGCGAUUUCCUCGAACUUCUUCCAAGCUCUGAUCCCGGGGGAGGGGGAUGCGGCGCAGGGACCAAGAUGAGAAAAAGCAGGGUGUACCGCAUGGUCUUGGCCACUUGCUUGGGCUCCUUGCUCCUGGUCAUCUUCUACUUCCAGAGCAGCCUGAACCCGGCUGCAGAAGACAGGAUAUUGAGGAUCAGCUGGCACGGGAAAUCUGGUCGAAGUCCACUUCAGACUCUUUACAAGAGUGACCAGCUUGAGCAGUCCUCCCUGCAGGCAAUUCAUCAACACAGGAGGGAGCUGCUAAACAGUAUGUGCCAUCGAUACACCCGCAAGCGACGCCUCCUAACUCCAGAUGACUUGCGGCACCUGGUGGUGGAUGAUGUCCAUGAGAUGCUCUACUGCUAUGUCCCCAAGGUGGCUUGCACUAAUUGGAAGAGGGUCCUGAUGGUCUUGACAGGGAAGGGCAAGUACCAGGACCCCCUGGAAAUCCCAGCACAUGAAGCUCAUGUACCAGCCAACCUACGCACUCUCUCCGAGUAUAGCACUCCUGAGAUCAACUACCGCUUGCGCAACUACCUCAAGUUCAUCUUUGUACGGGAGCCUCUGGAACGGUUGGUUUCAGCCUACCGGAACAAAUUCACCCGUAGCUUCUGUCUGACAUUCCAUAAGCGCUACAGGACCAAGAUAAUCCGGCGGCACCGUCAAGACCCUAGCAGCGAAUCCCUGGAAAGCGGCCACGAUGUGCGUUUUGAAGAGUUUGUGUACUAUCUGUUGGAUCCAAAGACCCAGCGCGAGGAGCCUUUCAAUGAGCAUUGGGAGCGAGUGCACUCCCUUUGCCAUCCAUGCAUUAUCCACUAUGAUAUCAUUGGCAAGUAUGAGACCUUGGCUGACGAUGCCAACUAUAUCUUGCAAUUGGUUGGGGCUGAUGCAGGCAUCAAGUUCCCUUCCUCUUCUAAGGCCACCAGAACCAACAAUAACCUGACUGCAAAGUUCUUCAAGAACAUCAGCCCCUUCUACCAAAGAAGAUUAUUUAAUUUAUACAAGAUGGAUUACUUGCUCUUCAAUUACACCAUCCCUCCUUAUUUACACCUACGAUGAGGCUGGUGACAUGCCCUUUCCUCAUCGUUUCUGCUGUCAACCAACAUAGAUGGACAUGAGAUGCUUGCAGCUCUACCUUUUUUGUUUUAUGUUUUAUCAGCACACAGAGUUCUCUCCGCCUUUUGUUCCUGUUUCAGUAGACAGAAUCUACUAUGGUUUGUCUAUCCUUUCUCCUGUCCUUAACCAAACAGCAUUUGUUUCUAGGAAGCACUGGAACUAUGUCCUUUUGUCAGGAGGUGGGAUAAUCUGUGUGGAAGUAGGAGACACAAUAAAAUGUGCAUGCAUUUAAUGUGUUCAAUUAUAAUCCCCACAAAUUUCUCCACAGUGAGGGAGACAAGGGAAAUAUGAGCCAGAAGUGUCUAAUUGUGAACAGUUACUUGGUAUGAGGCAAAAUUGUCAAUGAGAUAAGAGUCUUCUGUGUUUCCCCCUUUUACCAUCCUUGCUGCUGGUGUUUCAGAGAACUCAGAAAAAAAAAAGAAAAAAAAACCUUCUGCGUUUUCCCAUCAAGUUCUGCUCCCAUGCAGUUUCCAUCUAUUUGCACUGGAGUGAUGCUUAGUGGAUUGCCCACUUGUUUCUGCAGAUUUUACUAUGUGAGAAAAUCUUGACCAAAAGAAAUAUUUAAUUAUUUGCCUUGGCUUUUUUUUCAUGUGAAUAUGUAUUGGGGGAUGUGCAAAAAUGGUUGUGGGGUGCUGUUUUUGUAGGCCUAAUCAAACUAUGUUCCAGCACCAAGCUCUUCAGUUUAAUUAGCAGACCCUCAUCCAGGUGAGAGAAAUGAAUUCCACAGAACUACAUUUUAUAGGUGGUACCAAAGACUGGAAGAACAGUGGGCCUGGACUAGAAUUCUUAUAUGUGAACCUAGAUUGGUCUCAGAGAGUGUUUUAAGAAGAGAACAGAUUGUCCUUCUGGAAUAGCCCCUUCUCUCCCCCAGAUACGUUUGACCUAUCUUCUCUUACCAAUAUGAUAGCACUUGUGGGUGAUAAUGGGAAUCUGGCACAUUUGGAGAGCACUGGAUUGUGAAAGCCAAACAGAGAAUUGAUCAUAGAUCCUGAUUUGCCUUUAAACAGUAUCUCCCAGAAGACAUAUCUUGAGUUAAUCAUGAACGGUGCCUUUUCUGUAGAGCAUUGCUAUAUUGUCUCACUCAAGUCACGUUUUCUGUCUAAAAUAACUUUUUCCUUUUUCUAAGCGGAAGGAUCUAUUAUCUGUAGAAAUCAGGGUACGGCUUGGGAGUCAGAGAUCGCAGGUGGAAUUGGGCCGUAGAGAGAGAAACAGAAAUGUAACUGGUAAAAUUGAAGGCUUGUACUUGAAAUGGCAAUCCUAGAAGACUAUAUUUAACUCGGUUCACAUAAUGUCUUUUAAGUUGGCAUUUUUGUCUCUACAUGGUUACAUGUCUAUGUAUAUCAAAAUAUUAUCCCCUCAUUUAUGUAAAUUGGCUGGAAGUAGAGUUAUUGUACAACAGCAUCCCUGAACCAGGUUCCUUCUGGAUGCAUUAGCUCUUAACACCCGUAAGUCCCACUAAGCAUGUUCAGACUGGCUGGGACUCAGGGGAAUUCAGGUCUAAUACAGAUUCUGUGAGUAAUUUGAUUUAUGCAAUACGCUACUGAAUGUACUUGUGUUGCAUGAAGUAUAUAGGUCAUACAUAUGAAAGACACCAUGAUUUGGUUCCGCUGAUUCCUACUGUAUGAAGGUGGCAUUUCCCUACACCCCUACGCUGUAGCUGCUUACUUUCUAUUAGGCUAGAAUGAAUUCCCAAGAGAGGAUUGGGUAGUUCAGGGUUUGAAUUAGUCAGUUCACCUGUACAGCAAUCCAGUAUCAAUCCAAGCUUUAAUUUUAGGAAGUUUAGAUUCUGACCAUAGUCUUUUUUCUUACGAUGAGUCAUUUGGCAAUAAGAUGGAGUGCUCUUAUGGGUGGAAUGAAUGAGUGACAGGAGGGCGAUUGUUCAAAGUUACCCAAGGUACUUUGUGAUUAAUUCAGAUUUUGAAUUCAAAUUCAAAUUUGUCUCCAGUUGUCAACCUUGCAAAAUAGACCAGACAAGCAGCACCCCCAGAUGAACUAGAUAUAACUUUACUGUAAGGUUACAUUAACAGAAUCUUGCAAGUCUGAAAAUACCUCUCUUCCCCCCGUCUCACCUUUAUAAUCCAAGAAGCUAAGGAGGGUCCCUUUUGAUAUGUUUGCCUCACACCAGUGGUGGUUUGCCCCUGAUUUGGACCAGUUCUUGCCAACUGGUAGUAAAACCAGGGGGGAGGCUCCGCCCACCGACCCCAACGUCAUUAGGAAGCAUGCGUGUGCAAGCGAAGCGAGCGCUCACACGCGAUCCCGCUGCGAACUGGCAGUAAAGCUAAGUAGAACCCACCCCUGCCUCAUACCCAUUCCUUCUGCAGAUUCAGCUAUCUCUUAUCUAACUAUUGCCUAAUCUGCUACUCUUUCUCCUGUCUGGCAAAGUCAUUCAUGCAUACAAUUGCAUCCAGUUUGCAAUCUCUAGGAUAUGUAGCUAGCAUAUUGUUGGCUGGGAAUUCUGCAAGUUUGAUCCCAGCAUAUAGGCGAAGCACCAGCUUGGGAAGGAUAUUUACUUUGUAAGUAUGUAAUGAUUAUACAUUAACAACGUGGUGCUGUCUGUUCUUUGGUUUGCAACAUUCCCAUUCCUUGCUGUGACAACUAAUUAAUUAGAUUUAAAAUACCAGUGAAUUAGAAAUCCAAUAGCAUGGCUAGUCUAGUGAAGAGAAGGACCAGGGGAGACAUGAUAGCCAUCUUCCAAUACUUGAGGGGCUGUCACAGAGAGGAGGGUCAAACUGUUUUCCAAAGCACUUGAAGGCCAGACAAGAAAUAAUGGAUGGAAACUGACCAAGGAGAGAUUCAACCUAGAAAUGAGGAGGAACUUUCUGACAGUGAGAACAAUCAACCAAUGGAACAGUUUGCCUUCGGAAGUUGUGGGACCUUCAUCACUUGAGACUUUCAAGAAAAGAUUGGACUGCCAUUUGUCAGAAAUGGGAUAGGGCUCCGGCUUGAGCAGGGGGUUGGACUAGAUGACCUAUUAGGUCCUUUCCAACUGUGUUAAUCUGUUGAAUCUGUUAAAUUAUUUAAAAAUUGAACUAGGUAGUUGUAGUAAUCUUCUCAAAAGAUUUUCCAAAAGCAUCAGGAACAAAACUAAAUGUGUGCCAAUAUACAAAAAUCAGUGAAGUAUGAGAAGAAAACUUUGUUACCUAGUGAUUAAACUUACUUUAAAAAAUAAACAUAGCUAGGACUAUUAUGUUAUUUAGAUAAAAAUUCCAUUGGCAUAUUUACUUCUAGUAAAUUGAUAUUUAUUCUUGUUCUGGACACAUGUUUCUGAUAAAGUGAAUAGAUCCACCCAAAAUUAUUUCCAUUGGUGAAAUAACCUGCACCCUUCUCUCUUCCUCCCUGGGAAAUCAUACUGAAGUAAACAGGAUUUACGUUUGCAUAGGCAACUGAGGGAUGCAGUGGCUCAGGGGCUAAGAUGCUGAGCUUGUCAAUUGAAAGGUUGGCAGUUCAGCGGUUCGAAUCCCUAGUGCCGGGUAAUGAAAUGAGCUCCCAUUACUUGUCCCAGCUUCGAAAGCAUGUAAAAAAUGCAAGUAGAAAAAUAGGGACCACCUUUGGUGGGAAGGUAACAGCAUUCCAUGAACCUUUGGCAUUUAGCCAUGCCAGCUACAUCACCACAGAGACAUCUUCGGAGAGCGCUGGCUCUUCAGCUUUGAAACAGAGAUGAGCAUUGCCCCCUAGAGUCAGGAAUUAGUAGCACGUAUGUGCGGGUAGAAACUUUACCUUUACCUGAGGCAACUAUAAAGAUUUUACUUUUGGACAUAGAAAAAACAGCAGGGACAUUGCAUAUGCUCAGGGACAUUGCAGAUUUAUUUUGCUUUUUUAUGACUAGCUUGUGAUUUGGUUUGUCUAACAUUUUUCUUUUUAUCUCAGCUUAUCAGUUAUUCCAACUUGUGAAGAUAAAAUGGAGUAGGGGAAUGGAGAAUCCUAUUCAUCACUUGAAAUUCUAGCAGAAAAAUGGAAUGCAAAUGCAAUAAGACGUAACAAUAAUAUAACCAGGAAAAAUAGUUAACAUGCAGAAUAUAAACUGCAUCAAGAACAUAAACUAAUUUUAACAACACAAAUGUCUUAAGCAAGUGACUCUCUAAAAGCACACAAACCACCAAGAACCAUCAUGGAUUGAAAGCCACCAUUACAGAAGAGGCCUAGCUGCUUCACCACCAAAUAUUUGACAUUAAUGGAGGGUAGUGAAAUUUCAGAUAUUGGUCUCAGAGGUUCAGGCAGGUGAUGUCCCGAUUUAUAAAUUUUAGCUGAAGCUAAUAUUGAACCAAUAUUAUCAGAAAAAUGACAUGGGAUUUUGUAAGAAAUGGUUAGUUUAUUCUGGCCUAUGUAUUUUUGUCCUGUAAGCAACAGGCUGUUUCUGUCAUAUGCAUUGAAUUAAACUGAAUUAGAAAAUUGAAUUAGAAAGUGAUUAGGGUUUGUUUAAUAUCUUUGAGCCAGUAUUGAUUCCUGCCAAGUGGCUUGUCAAGUCCCUGCAGUUUUCUUGGCAUGAUUUUUUUUUUCCAGAAGUGGUUUGCCAUUGCCUCUUUCCUGAGGCCGAGAGUGUGUGACAGGCCCAAUGUCAACCAGCUGUCUUAGUGCCUAAGGUGCAGACAAGAAUUCUCAAUCUUCAGGUUUCUAGCCUGGUGCCUUUAACCACAAUCUCACAAACUGAGUCAGAUGGGGGAUGCAUCUGUCAAGUGCAAAAUACCCAUUCCAAGUGGGAUGUUGUUGUUUUUGAAUUUGGGGUGGCUGUUUCAAUAAUUUUGAAAGUGGUUCAACCCUGAAAUAUUUCUAGACUGAAGAAAAUAGCCUAUUUCUUCACGUGAAUCCGUUAUUUGUUCUGCAAGUAAAAUGUUUCAAACAACGAACCAUUCAAAUUAAAAAUGUGCAGUUCUACUGCAAAUACAUCUGCACAUUGCUGCCCAAUGAAAAAUAGAGGUAAUGAAAUGCAAAAAGAAAAAAGAAAAAGCCACAUCUUGUGCUAAUAGCACUUACAUGUUUAUUCUGAAAGAAAUCGUAAAAGAAGUUACUGGUUAUAUUUAGAAUAAAAUAGAAUAGAAUUUUUAUUGGCCAAGUGUGAUUGGACACACAAGGAAUUUGUCUUGGUUCAUAUGCUCUCAGUGUACAUAAAAGAAAAGAUACGUUCAUCAAGGUACUUAUAUUUAUUUAUGGGAUGAACUGAACUAAACUGAACUGAAAACUAAUUUAGCCAGUUGUGCGAUCUUUGCAUGUGAGAUUUUAGAGUUCCAUUUCUAAUUAGGUUGAAUAAAUCAUAGCUAACUUCGGGCAAGCAUGUCCUAUGAAGGUAACCAAAGUUUGAAUGUGCAUGGGGGAUGGCAUUAUUUAUUUUGUUGCUAAGAUUUGUUGCUACUCUUCAUUCAGACUGCCUCUAAGAAGCGUAUAGGAUAAACAAAGUCUGGAAAUGAAUGAUGGCAUCAGCCAUAGUAGAGCUAUGGUGGCACAGUGGUUAGAGUGCAAUACUGCAGGCUACUUCUGCUGACUGCCAGCUGCCUGCAAUUUGGCAGUUCAAAAUCUCACCAGGCUUAAGGUUGACUCAGCCUUCCAUCCUUCCGAGGUGGGUAAAAUGAGGUCCCAGAUUGUUGGGCGCAAUAUGCUGACUCUGUAAACUGCUUAGAGAGGGCUGUAAAGCACUGUGAAGCAGUAUAUAAGUCUAAGUGCUAUUGCUAUUCACCAGUGACAGGCCCAAACUUAACCCCCCCAACCCCGCCCUAAAGGCGCUGUCCCACAAGGUUUUCACAAGCUUGUGGAAACUCAUCAGGGAAAUGUAGGGCUGUGUCCAGGAGGAUGAGCUAUUCUCCAUUGAGAAGGCUCAAGUACAGGGUCUCUGCUGCUGGAAAUAUUCUACAUUAAGGCAUAUAUAUAACACACACACACACACACCAGGGAAUCCAAUCUAUCAAGUGUCGCCUGUCAUUGUUCUUGGCAUGUAGCAAUAGAUUGGUGCUCCUCUUGGCUUGGAAAGGAAAGGGUCGGAAGAGCAAUUUUCUUCCAUCUUUACAACUUGCCAGUGGAAGGAGCCCCAAAGUCUUCCCUUAGUUCCACUAAGACCUAAGAUAUCCAUUUGUGUUGGAUAACACAAGUGAAAAGAAACUAUACAUUUCAGGGUUUCUUCCAGUGGCUCCAAUUGUUUUGUUAAGCGGUAAUUAUUUUGUCUUUCUUGCAAGCCUUGGGCUCCUUUUUCUUUCUGAGCAUUGCUUUAGCUUUCUUAUUUAUUAAAAUUAUUUAUGUGUUAGAUUAUAUCCACCUUUUCCUGCCGGAGCUCAAGUUGGAGUACAUUAGGCACUCCAUAGCCAUGCCAAAAUCUAAAGUCACAAUUGUAUGUCUCUUUGCUACCAUCCAGUGGUCUUAUAAAUUACUGCAGCUCAGAUUUGGUAUGUCCAGCAUAGGUAGUGCUUUCCUUUCCCUUUCCCUCCCUUCAACAACUCCUCCCUAGGUAGGUUGCACUGAAAGAGCAUAAGUGACCUAAAUCUUACAUGAGUGAUGGUAGACUUGAACCUGGAUCUUUUUUAUCCCAGAAUAACAUCUUGAGUCCUUUGUUGGCCUUUGAAGCCUUCCCAAAGCUCUUCUGAUGUUUCCAGGCCAGGAUAUUACCACACAGCAACCUUCCCUCAGUGAUGAAACUUUAUAGGCCAUCCAGAUGUCAUCAUUUUCCACUUUUAAUUUAAUUCUACCCUUUCUUUUAGCUGUUCUCUUACCACACACACACACACAAAUCUGUUAAGGAAGAAUGGAGUGAUUAUAUGGUGCCUUUUGACUUGUCCAUCUGGAAACAUGUUUUUACUGUUACGGUUUUUACAGGUGAUUUUUGUUCAAUAUUCCUACCUUUAAAUAUAAGUUUCUGGUACUUAUAAUACCUAGAAUCCAUAUAGAGCUAUAAGGACAUCUUAAGGUCAAAGUGGGGAACUGCAGCCAUUUAAAGAGGAAUGUAAUAAUUCUUUUUGCAAUAUGCCAUUUUUUUUCCCUUAAAUGUUUUGCUUUUUGCACAUCACCUGAUGAAGAGUUCUGGAGAACGUGAAAGCUUGCAAAAAUAUUUGUGUUAAUUUUAUUUAAUCUUAAUAAAUAUCUUACCCAUAAUGGAUUGGGGUCCUUUUUUUCUUUCUUAAGUUGACCAA